This is a messenger RNA of Harpegnathos saltator (Jerdon's jumping ant), 3160 nucleotides long. RefSeq names its product NCK-interacting protein with SH3 domain. Gene Ontology annotation, molecular function: protein binding; Arp2/3 complex binding. The record is from RefSeq and is a predicted model, not a curated record. Bases 342 to 2348 code for a protein of 668 amino acids. Gene Ontology annotation, biological process: endocytosis. The transcript has 9 exons. NCBI's taxonomy places the organism in Eukaryota, Metazoa, Arthropoda, Insecta, Hymenoptera, Formicidae.
AUAGAAGGUAGUAAGCUGAGAUGUAUAACGAUCGAUAAUUCCUACGAAUUUGUAACGCAAGCGAGUGAUGGGUGAAUGGAUAUAAGUAGUUCGUUUCGUGCCUCUCUUGUCGUGUUAAGCGCGAUCUAUGUGUAAUAGAGCGACACAGGAUAGUGAUAUAGAUAGAGACAGAGAGCUCGAUCCAGUUGGAGUAGAGCAUGAUUGCGGUUAGUAGAAAAAAGCAAGUAGGAAGAAAAUAAGAUGCUUGGACGCAAAUGAAAGUGAGUAAGCGGUUCCCCGGCGUUCCAGUUUUCAGCUGGGCGUUGUCCCCAUAAAAUAGUUGCAUUUCACUCUCGUUCCCAAUGAUGGAUGAUAACUGUGCAAGGUUAAGUGAGUUCGACAGCUAUGAAAUGGUUAAAGCCUUGUACGACUUCAAAGCCACGUUUGCGAAGACCCUUAGCUUUCGGGAAGGUGAAUAUUUUAUUUUACUACAACGUAAUAUCAAGCAGAAGAACUGGUGGCAAGUUGUAAAUAGAGGCGGCCAUCUGGGCUACAUACCAUCUAAUUACGUCACUCCUAUAAAGGUUCAAUCUCAGUUUAUGAUUGACUUUUUGGAAGACUGUAUAAUAACUCUGGAGACAGAGCUUAGUAAACAUAGUGAAUCACUGCAUACAGACAAGCAAGAUCUUCUAGCAAAAUUAGUAGAAAGGAAGAAGCAAAUUGAAUUAAAUAGAAAACCUAAAAAGCAAGCGCCUAAACCACCGUCAGAUUUAGAAGAUAGCAUUACAUCCAAAGAAGCACAAUCGAUUGCUGUCUGUGACAAUACAAAGACAGAUGUUAGAUCAGUGCCGAGUAAUACUUCUUAUACAACAGCACAGACUAUUCCUCAUACUAAUAUUAAUGCAGAUACUGUUCAAGCAAUUAUACAAUGUCAACAACCAGGUAUAAAUGAACAACGUGUACAAACAUUUCCUCGUCAGUCAUCCUCUGAUACUAUGCAAAAAGUCCAGUCACAAAUUACAGAAGUACGUAAGAGUUCUUCCCAAGGCAGCAUACAGAAUAUAUGCUGUGGCUCACCAGCUAAGAGCAACUCGCCUGCUAAAAGCAGCUCGCCGGCUAAAAGCAACUUAUCGUUGCAAGCUAUUAAUUCACGAAGUGCUUAUCAACUACUCGAUCAAGUACGCAAAAAUACUCAACUUAGUUAUGAAAUGUCAAAAGUAGCAGUUACGGUCGUAGUAUCUGGCCUGCGGCAGUUACUGCCAGAAACUGUAAGUCAUUAUUUCGAUGCUUUGUUGCAUCAGCUACAAACACCACUGACUGUAUCAAAGAUGAGUAUAGAAGAAACUUAUGAUGCUAAUAGGUUGAAAAUAAUUUUUACCGAAUUGACUUCGUGCAAAGAAGAUUCACAACAAAGAAGUUGGAUGCUUUAUGAAGAUGAAUCUAUCAUCGUGGAAUAUAUUAAAGAGUUGACCGAAAUAUUGACGAACGCUGAUGCAAAUGUAUCGAGAUAUGUUUUGAGGCAAGAUCGGUAUAAUGGAGUGACAAUAUUAAUACAAUAUUAUCAAAUGGAAACAAGAUGGACUAUUAGACAAUUGUUGUUGCAAUCAUUUGGUGUUAUGUGCAGUUUGGAUCCAGUGGUUCUAACUAUAAUGUUGAAUAGUAUUUUACCAAUGGAAUUAGCAAGAGAUAUGAAGAGUAAUCCCAGAAAUGUACUAAGAUUAAAUUACUCAUCUUUGUUGCUUACAAUGAUCUUCUCGAUGGGUGAGCCCAUGCCAGUUACGCAUUUGGAACAACUUGGUCCAGACUUUAUAUCAUUCCUUUUAGACCUAAUAGAAACACCACCUGAUACAGAUUUAGAGGAUCAAAUUCCUGACUUGUUCGUAAAUUUAAUAUUAUCCUACAAUCUGCAAUUUACAACUUCUGAAAAUAUAGUUCUAAAUGCCUUACGAGAGCGGACUGUGGCCAAAACUUUCACUGAAAAAAUUUUAUUCCUUUUUAACAGAGAAGAGGAUCCGGUACGGAUAUUCGAUCAUGAGCCACAGCCACCACAUUCUGUAUUGAAACUCUUUAUCGACCUAUUCAGUAAUGAUGUUAUAGCAAGUCUCUUCUACACCAAUGAUGUGAAGGUUCUCAUUGACAUUAUAUUACGGCAACUUUUUGACAUGUUCCCGGGUGAUAAGCGUCGACAAUACUUAGAGCUCUGCCGUCGAGUUCUACGUACGUCAAGCUAUAACGAGCACCGUCAUCGAUCAGAAGAUUUAUUAAAAUGUUUUACCAGGAUAUUCUGCGAGGAAACUACAGAAAGUCAAGAAGACCAACAAGUAGUACGUGAAAUUAGCAACGAAUUUCCACAUUUAUUCAAAAUGUGACAUUUAAUUUCAUCCUCUGAUCAAGAUUUGGAAGAGGAUGAUCUGCAAACUCUUGUCUAAAUAAAUCCUUCAAACUCGUCGAAGGUAAAAAAAUCAAAUUUACGAUGAGUUUUGUUAAACUUUAUGGCUCGUUCCUUAUGUCUUCUACUAUACUCAAUAAAAUAAAUAGUAAAACGCACACUAUUUGCAAAAUAUUUAACGAUAUAAUAUAUUUUAUGACUGCCAUAAAGAUUUCCAUUUAGUUGGUGCUACAUCACACUCGUAGAUAGGUGAAAUUGUAAUUGUUUAAUUUGAAAAACAUAUAGAAAAAAAGAAGUCCUUUGCACUCUUAUCAUGAGGACCACUGAUAUCUAAGAGCAUUCCGCAACAUUUUAAUAACUAAAUUAUAUCUUUAGUCUAAUUAAUAAUUCUGUAAUAGGUAAUUGAAUGGGGUAAUUUAUACAUAGAGAUCAUAUUGAAAUAAAAUUUAAUAUAAACAUAUAGAGCUGAAUAUACGCAUCUCUGUGUGUAUUGUUAAAACAGAUGGAGAAAUUAAUUAAAAUUAUAAUAUUUCUCCAUAGUCUAGUCUAUACACAUACACACACAUACAUACAUCUAUACAUGUCCGAAAAAUAUUCUAAGUCAUAGAAAUUAAAUUUUAGCUUGUAUCUUACUUUUCAGAGAGAUACAAAUACUUUUACUAACUUUACUACUCUGGUUAAGCAAAUAACGCUGUUAUUUUGCGAAUGUCUCAAUCAUCUUUACAUAAAAAAAGAACAAAGUAUUAGAUAAAAAUUCAUACAGGAAUUUGUAAGAUUUACUAGGUGCCACUG